This is a messenger RNA of Cryptosporidium ubiquitum, 4197 nucleotides long. Its product is annotated as nuclear protein SA-1 related protein. Gene Ontology annotation, molecular function: chromatin binding. Bases 1 to 4197 code for a protein of 1398 amino acids. Gene Ontology annotation, biological process: sister chromatid cohesion. The record is from RefSeq and is a predicted model, not a curated record. Gene Ontology annotation, cellular component: cohesin complex; chromatin; nucleus. Lineage: Eukaryota; Apicomplexa; Conoidasida; Eucoccidiorida; Cryptosporidiidae. The transcript has a single exon.
AUGUCAAAAAGAACUAAGGCUUUAGCCAGAGACCCUGAGGGGUUUGUAAUCCCAGAGAAGCUGCGUGGUACUCCCAGCCCCGAAACAGAUCCAAAUCUUAAAGAAAACUGGCCAAUUUCAAAUAACCAAAUAUCAAAACUGAACUUCUCUAGGACACAGCUUCAAACCAGAUGUAGGCUUUUCAAAACAAUUAGAUCUGCUCUUGAAAACCCAAAACAGUCCAAGGCUAUCACAAACUCAGUGUUUAACCAAAUAAGAAAAGGACUAUUCGAACUCCCAAGCCAUUCAUCAUUUACCUCAAGUCUGAAGGAAAUUAUAAAAUUGAUUUUAGAAGGAGGAGGAAUUCCAAGCGUGUUUUUACAGUCAGUCUCGGAUUGGACAGGAUCAGAUUCUGCUGAGAAAUGUCUUGAAAACUUAAUUUUUGAUCUUCAAGAUAAUAACACUUCUAUACUUCAAUACUACCCAAUUAAGCCCAAGAAGCCUUCUGAUUUUCACUUUUCUGAAAUAUUUACUGAUUUCUUUCUUGGAAUUGGUGAUGCAUUAUGCAAAAGUAUUGUAAAAGAUAUCCAUCUUGAGUCUAUUUCAAUUACAUGUAGAUGGGUUAAAACAAUAGCAAAUGCAUCAAUUAGACCUCUAAGACAUUCAGGAUGUGUUGCUUUGAAUGGGAUUUUAAGGAGUCUUAUUUCAACCAAACUUGAGCUCUUAGAAAAGCUCUCCAGAUUCAAAAUCCAACUUGAAAAUGAAUCUCCAGGUACUGGAGCUAAAGAAAGUCUGGAAGAAGAGCUAUCUAAAGCCAGUAAAUUAUGUGAAAAACUGGAUAAUCUUAUUAAAGAUAUAGUAUCUGACUCUUGGAUCUCAAGAGCUCAAGAUGUGAGCCCAGAUAUACGUAAUAACUGCCUUUGCAAUCUUUCUGAAGGUAUUUUACAACCACAUAUGGCUAAUAUAGUUUGUGAAUCUGAAAUCCCCUCAUUGCUUAUUGGCCUUCUUCCAGAAGAACUGAACUCUAAUCGUAUUCAAAUUCUUCGUUCUAUUUUGAUUUGCAUAGAGACUGAAGAAAUACUUAAGAAAUGUAGUGUAAUUUUGACGGAAAAGUCUUUUCUAAGAAGCCUUAAGAAUUUGGUUGCUCUUGCCUCUAAGCUACCUUCUGAUUCUGAAGUCUCUUCAUGCGGAGAAUUAGCGCUUAGAGUAUUAAUAGGUCUUCUUAAGAACGAACUUCUUCACGAAGAAUUUGUUGAUGAAAUUGUAGACUUACUUUGGCUUGGCCCAUCUUCGGCAGAGAUCAGCUCCCUUCUUGCUGAAUUUGUUGACUCUUCCCUUUUUGAAGGUGGAAUUUCUCACGAAAAUAUUGAAUCACGGGAGCUAAUUGAUCUUGCAAACCACCAAAUUGAUAACAAAAAAAUCAGAAGUUUAAUGAAUUUAGACGGGCUCAAAACUCUUGAACCUAGCAGAAUUAGAUCGGAUUUGCAAACCUUACUGGAGUUUAUUCACGAAUUUGGAAGAGAUUUAGUUGUUCUUACGCACAGAUGUGUAAAUGCUUUUUGGUCCAAAGCUCCUUGUGUUAGAGACUCAAAGUUCCUUGUGGAGAUGCUUCUAGCAACAGAAUGCUCAUCAAGUUCCCAACUUGAACCAUUAGAUGAAGGGAUGAGGAAAGCUCUGCUGCUAGUUUUACAUGCUAAUGUUUCUCGGAUUGAAGAUUUAUUACUUAUGGAAUCUCAAGAUAUUUCAAACUCAUCAUAUUUUAAAUCCGAGUCCUUAUUGUGUAAAUACAGAGCAUUCAUUGUUAUUUCUGUGAUUCUUGAAUAUAUGGAACCUCUGAUUUUAUUACACGAACAAAAUAUUGAUUGUCUUACAAUCUUACUUUCAAUAUUCUCAAUAUGUAUAAGUCUUUAUUGCAGAACAGCACAAGAUAAAGAGAACUCAAGUUUCAUUCCGUCUGGAAUGAAACAUUUUCCCCUUAAAAAGCUUAUAGCUCUUCUUAAUAGCCACACUGACUCAAGAGUUAUUGAUGGAAUUUGCAUGACUUUUUCUCCAAUUGUCAAUCUAGAUUGUAAAAAUCUUCUAUUUAAUGAAAGCUCUUUAAUUGAUAUUAAAUCAGAGAUUGGACUCCUUAAUAAAAAUUUUGUAAACACUUUCUUCACAUCUGGAAGAGAGUUUCUGGCAAAUACAGACGGACUUUUGUACUCUGAUGUAGCUGAAAAUACAUCCAAGUCGAAAAAAUCUAAGAAAUCUUCAACAAAACCCAAUAAUCCACAAAACUCUGUGUUAAAUACGAUGUGUAACUUCAGAAAAGCUUUUGGAGUUGUUAAAUACCUUACCACUAUUAAUAUAUACCUGUCAAAUCAGUUCAGAGAUAACUUAUCAUCAUAUAAAUCUUCAGAGAUGUCACCAGAACAAGGAUCAGGGGUUCCCUUAUCAUUUGAAACUCUUUUUGAGGUUCUUGAAAGAGCUGAAAGAAUCAUUCAACUGAAUCUUGAUCAAAUUCUCACGCAUCAAUGUACUCAACUAUAUAGUCUUACACUUGAUAUGAUAACCACAGGAUAUGCUCACCUUGUCCAAGAUCUUCUACAAGGAAUAGAUGCUGAGUCCAUUGAUAAUAAUGAAAUGGAUCUUGAGAAUAACCAAGCAAGCGAAAAUAGUUACCUCACUUUAAAUAAUCUCAAAGAAUCUACAAUUGAUAUUUAUAAGGCUGUGAGACACAAGCUAAGCAGUAUUUUACUUGAGUCCCUUAGAAAUAAUAUCAAGCACAAAUCAGUAAAUAACCAAUGUCUCAACUUAAUUAGCCUUCUUUCUAUGUGUUCUAUUCUUGUGAUGAUGGGACUUCAGGGGACUGUUGAAAACAACUUGCAAGAUCCAGAUGGAGAAUGUGAGGUUAAAUGGAGUCUCACAGAUUCUGAAUUAGCGUUAAUUACUAAAGAGUUAAUUUACUGGACUUGUUCAAAUCGUGUUAAGAAUAUAGAUGAUUUUAAACCCUCGAAACUUUCAUCUUCUUUGAUCGAAGGGUUUAAUAAUAUUUUGAACUUUUCUGAUAAAGACAAACCGUACUACUUACUUUACCCAAGCUGCAGAAUUUUUGAACCUCUGGAUAAUUUAAAAGAUGAAUCAUUUGUAACAACACCUGAGACUUUGGACACCUAUAAGAAUAAACUCAACGAUUUCCUUAGUCAUCCAUUUUCACCAGGAUGUAUUCUUGCCAUAAUAUCUGUUUCUUCCCAGUAUAAAACCACAUCACAAGUCUUUACUCCAAUUCUCGUAAAUUACUUGACAGAUAUUGAGGAUAUUAUGAUUAAUAACUAUUAUUUGGAAACCAUUCAAGCAAAUUUGGGAUCUGAAUCAAACAAGGAAAGAAUUGCAUUUUCGAAUAAUUUCAUCAAAUUUGCAUUAUUCAGAGAAGGCCAAGAGAAUUUAGGUGUAUUUACUUGUAUUUUAAUUUGUCUCAUUAUUUCUUAUGUCCAAGAUAAUCACAUGAGAGCCCAACAACUUAGUAAAAAACUUUUCCCAACAUUAUCUUCCAGGAUUGGAUGGAAAAAAUUAGAAGAAUUAAUUAAAUCCAACUCAUCAGAUCUCUCAAGAUCAAUUCUUGAAUGCUUGCGAUUUUCUCUUUUUGGAGAGAUAUCACUUCCAGUAUUUGCAGACAUUAUUUCAAGAGAUGAACUUAUUGAGAAGAGCAUCAAAACAAAAGGAAUUAUUAAUCUCUUCUUAGAUUUUCUCACAACCCAAAAUGCUCCAGGAGGAAAAACCGUGAUCAGUACGCUUUCUACUCCAGAAAUCCAAAGAAUUCUGGAUCAGGCUAAAGCUCUUUGCGAUUUUGAUGGAAAAAAUUCAUCCAGUGGUGGUAGGCUUUCAAUUAUCUUGAAUAAGGAACUCUUUGAUAAUGAUGUAAUGAAUUUCUUAGAUGUUAUUUCGGGCCAAUCUGUCAAGAAAACUUCCAAUAAGAACAAAAGCUCCUACAAGCAGACCACUAAUACAGAUUCUGAAGAUAAUUCGUUGAAUUUUUCAGGGGAAAACAACAUCACUGGCUCAUCAAAAUGUAAAUAUAGGCCAAAAAGAAAAAGACCUUCAAGAGCUUCAAAAUCAAAAGUUAUAUACUUGGAAGAUGAUGAAGAUGGUGUUGAUUUUGAUAGUGAAAUAGAAGAUGAAAUUAUUGAAGAUUCCAACUCAUCUGAUAAUGAGAACGAACUCGAAGUUGAGAACGACUAG